AACUAGGUUGGUGGAAACUUUCAGCAAAUGUUGCCAUCUGUGUGAUGCCAUUUGCAGCUUAUUUGAUAUCCAUUUGAUUCUUAAACUAACAAAAUCUUCAUUGAAAAUUGAAUUGCAAUUUAACAAUGCAAUCACCAUGAAAAGUUGUUCAAUGAAGAAUAAUGAAAAUAAUUUGUGUAAAGAUUAGCAUUGAUGGGAAAAACAUGAAUACUAAUGAAGUAAGGUCAGGACAAGAAAGACAAGGGGAAAGUAAUGAUUGGAAUAUGGCACAUGAGAGUUUACAUGAUUACAAAAGAUGUAAACAAGGUGAAAUGAGCAUUAAAAGUAUGUGUAUUUCAAUUGAACGUCCUUUCGUUUUCCAUCACAACUUGUGUUUCAUCCUUUUCCUUCAGAAUUUUCCUCUGGAGAAGAUGAAAGUCCAAAUAUCCGGUGAUUCUUUAGCUGUAAACACCAAAAAGAGCAAAAAUUAUGAGACAUAUGAAAUGAAAAGAAAUCACAAUUGAUAUUUAAAAAUGAAAGAGUAGUAUCUCAGCUCUUAAGGAAAAACUUACCUUUUGUUUCAUCUGGUAAUCUCAGUUUUCGGUUUCUUGAAUCUCUCACCUUACUUCCCUCCUCAUUCUCACUUGAAUCGCUAUUAUCAUCGUUUCAAUCAUAGUCUCACUCGGGAUUAGUAUAAAUAAAGACUAAUCUGUUUAAACUGGUUAGCUUGUUUAAUUGUUACAAACUGCUGUCCCAUCUAGGUUAAAUCUUCGACGAAAUGGUCUAUCAACUCUUGCUGGCAAUUCCAUUGCUCUUUUCAUUUGCUGCUUCAACUAUUACAGAGCCUUCAGACUGUAAGAACUGUCCUGAAUUAAAAUUCACGUAUCAUUAUGCUGCUCGUGGAUGUAAUCCUGUUUCAAGGGUUGGAUGUCCUAAUUGUAUAGAGCGAUAUGAAUGUAACUCCAUUCAGAAAGAAGCAAAUAAGUGCUAUUAUGCUGGAGAAAGUUAUGACAUUGAUAAAGACAUCAAAUUUCCUGACCCUUGUAAUCGAUGUCGGUGUUAUGGAUCGAUAACAGACAAAAUGUUAAAAGCUAAAAUAUCUUGCGCUCUUGUUGAAUGUCCUGGGACAUUUAGUUCACCUAAUACUGAUAUAAACAAUCAGACAUGCUAUUACUCAUUCAAACCCGGCCAGUGUUGUGGAGAAAAACGUUGUCCUGAUCAAAAGCCUAUGGUUACUUGCUCCUAUGAGGGUAACACUUACAUGGAGGGCCAAAAAAUUGAAUUACCAGAUUGUUACACAUGUUCUUGUACAUCCGACUUCAAUCCAAUGAACGUUAAAAAUAAUCCAGCCUGUUACAAACAUACGUGCUACUUUGAUACCAAAAUGUUGGACGCCGGUUGUUUACCAGUUUACACUAAAUCAGGUUGUUGUUAUACACAAUACCACUGUCCCUCACCGAAUCUUGAAAGGCGACGAAACCACUGUAGACAAACACAUUAUUAUGGAUACUGUCAGCAAAACCUAACCUACUAUCAUUUUGAUACAAAAACCAACCAAUGUCUUCCCUUCACUUUUUCUGGCUGUGGUGGGACAGUAAAUACUUUUGCUACCCUGAAAGCGUGUACAGAUUACUGUACAGCUCCUGAUCCGAUUCGACCUGCACCAAUUCCCGGCAAAUGUUAUUUUGACGGUGUCAAUUAUGACAUUGGAAGUAAACUUGUCACAAAAGGAACUUACAAUUGUAUAUGUUCAAUACCACCAGAUUUUACUUGUGUAUUGAAGGAUUGAACAAAAAAAUUGAUCAAGUUUUAAAUCCCUUAAAAAUUAAUUUUCAAUCCUUAACGCUAAAAUCAAUAUCAGAAUCACUAGAAAAUAAAAUAAAAUAGAAUGAAA
Tetranychus urticae (two-spotted spider mite) is the source of this 1873-nucleotide messenger RNA. RefSeq lists its product as uncharacterized. NCBI's taxonomy places the organism in Eukaryota, Metazoa, Arthropoda, Arachnida, Trombidiformes, Tetranychidae. The record is from RefSeq and is a predicted model, not a curated record. Gene Ontology annotation, molecular function: serine-type endopeptidase inhibitor activity.